UCUUGUUUUUUAUUCUCUCUCCCUGGACUUUUUCUGGAUCUCACAGAGAAACAACAAGAAAGAAAACUUACAAAGACAUCCAAAAUCAAAUUAAUCAUCAAAUUAUAAUAUUUAUCAAUAAAUUUUGAAUUAUAAAGAUGCAGCUGUUAAAUGCGGUGAUGGCGACGAGGAUGUUGACGGAGUUAGUAGGUCAAUCAAACGGAGACGAAAUACCGUUUGGAUCGUUCUCGUGGUUUGCGUACGCAGGAAUUUCUUGCUUCCUCGUUCUCUUCGCGGGGAUCAUGUCUGGGCUUACCUUAGGCCUCAUGUCUCUUGGUCUUGUCGACCUCGAAAUUCUCCAACGUAGCGGCACUUCCACCGAGAAAAAACAAGCUGCUGCGAUUCUUCCGGUGGUUCAGAAACAGCACCAGCUUCUGGUGACUCUGCUUCUUUGCAAUGCUGCUUCCAUGGAGGCUCUUCCUAUAUACUUGGAUAAGCUUUUCAAUCAAUAUGUUGCUAUAAUACUUUCCGUGACUUUUGUUCUAGCUUUUGGAGAGGUUAUUCCACAAUCAAUAUGCACCAGAUAUGGAUUAGCUGUUGGGGCCAAUUUCGUAUGGCUUGUGCGAAUUUUAAUGAUAAUUUGUUAUCCAAUUUCAUAUCCCAUCGGGAAGGUUCUGGAUUGUGCAUUAGGACAUAAUGAAGCAUUAUUUAGACGGGCACAAUUGAAAGCCCUUGUUUCCAUCCACGGCUUGGAGGCUGGCAAGGGUGGUGAACUCACACAUGAUGAGACGACAAUUAUUAGUGGGGCACUAGAUUUGACCGAAAAGACUGCUGAAGAGGCUAUGACACCUAUUGAAUCAACUUUCUCCCUAGAUGUCAAUUCAAAGUUGGAUUGGGAGGCAAUGGGAAAAGUUCUUGCACGCGGUCAUAGCAGAGUUCCUGUAUAUUCUGGGAAUCCAAAAAAUAUCAUUGGACUUCUUUUGGUGAAAAGCCUUCUCACUGUUCGACCUGAAACAGAGACCCCAGUUAGUGCAGUUUCAAUCCGAAGAAUUCCACGGGUUCCAUCUGAUAUGCCUCUGUAUGAUAUACUGAAUGAGUUUCAAAAGGGUAGCAGUCAUAUGGCAGCUGUUGUGAAGGCCAAGGGGAAAAGCAAGGCUCUUCCACCAACAAUUGAUGGGGAAGAACAUGAAGGAAACAAAGAAACUGGCAAAGAGUCUCAAUUGACCAGUCCAUUGUUGUCCAUGCCAAAUGUAAAGUUAGAUAGCGUUGUUGUGGAUAUGGAUAGGGUUUCAAGGCCAAGUAGGCAGCCUUCUUUACAGCAUAAUGACGCAAUUAAAGGAAUGACCCUGCUAUCAGAGGACAUUGAAGAUGGUGAAGUAAUUGGUAUCAUCACCCUAGAAGAUGUAUUUGAAGAACUUCUGCAGGAGGAGAUUGUGGAUGAAACAGAUGAAUACGUAGAUGUUCAUAAAAGAAUCCGUGUGGCUGCAGCUGCAGCUGCUUCAUCAGUGGCGCGGGCACCAUCAAGUCGAAGGUUAACAGCCAAUAAGGGAGCUGGAGGCCACCAAAGUAAGCCGGGGCAAACACUGAAGAAAUCGGAGAAUGAUUCAAGUGCCACAAGGUUACAAGGGACUGCCGGUGAGCCUUUUCUUGGAAACAAGAGAUAAAUAGUUCUCAUACAAACAUGUACUUUUGGAAAAAAUCUUGAAAAGAUAUUUUUUUUUUGUCUGCCUCGUUAUUCCAUGAAGCGUAUGCCUCUAGUAUAGCGAAAACAAGUUUUGUUUAUAUAUUUACAUGACAAUUAAUCCGAGAUCAUAUGAAUAAAUUGUAGGCUUGUACCACAGUGUUGUGAUUUCGAUGUGCUUUAUAUUUUUUUGGUUUUAGUU
Molecule: messenger RNA, 1862 nt
Organism: Populus euphratica (Euphrates poplar)
Lineage: Eukaryota; Viridiplantae; Streptophyta; Magnoliopsida; Malpighiales; Salicaceae
Product: DUF21 domain-containing protein At4g14240-like
Exons: 13
Coding region: 138-1643 (501 amino acids)
Biological process (GO): magnesium ion homeostasis; intracellular manganese ion homeostasis
Cellular component (GO): cytoplasm
Source: RefSeq, a predicted model, not a curated record